Messenger RNA from Lachancea dasiensis, 621 nucleotides. NCBI's taxonomy places the organism in Eukaryota, Fungi, Ascomycota, Saccharomycetes, Saccharomycetales, Saccharomycetaceae. The record is from the annotation of a GenBank genome assembly.
AUGUUGACUCUUGUGGCCGAACCUUUGACUAUUGAUGGUUUCAAAAACUACGGAUCGAUUGUGUCUCCCGAUGAAGAAGUAGCCAAGCUUUCAGAGGCAUCAAGGGGCGCCAAUCAAGGAACCGCAAUCAAAGUUGUUAAGGUCAGUGCUAACCAAAAUUUGUUCCCUUCCCAAUUGGGGAUCAAGGCAUCUCAUUGGAAUCUGUUCCGCUGUUUCCCACAACCACAUUUGCACAGAGACUUUCUUCCGGCCCAAUCAGGCGAGAUGGUGAUACAGCACGGCAUCAAAGUGCUAGAAAAGCAUCCUCAUAGUUCUCAGACGUUCAUUCCCAUGGGCCGCGCAUCUAAAGAGCUUGCGUAUUUGGUUGUGGUGGCCGUGGCCGACGACCAUGGAGAACCAAAUCUUUCCACUUUGCGUGCUUUCACUUGCAACGGUAAUCAGGCCGUUACAUACGGGGCUGGUGUGUGGCAUGCUCCUAUGAUUGUUCUCGGCUCACAAGAAUACCUAGAUUUUUCGGUUGCCAUUUACGAGUUAGGCGACCAGACAAGACCGGAGAUGGACUUGGCCGAAAGAUUCUAUGAUGAAGACCAAAUUGCUGUCAAAUUGACGGCAAUGAACUAA